UGCCCCGGGUCCCGCCCGGGCCCGCCUCAGCCCGCCCUGGGGAGGGGCUUGCCCGGGGCGCCCCGGCCGCGCUGCGCUGCCGCACGUCCGCGAAGCCUGCUGCUCUGCCUCGCCUCGGCCGUGGCCUCGCCGUUGCCGGAGCCCCGUGGCAGGUCGGAGGGUAGUGCACGGGACACAGGAAGAGUCUGAAUAUAACUUAAGACCAUGGCAGCACGCUGGAGAAGAAUCCUGAUAAUAUUUGUGGCGGCUCAAGUACUAUUUGUGGUAAAUACCUUUGAGGAAGAGGACGUACCUGAAGAAUGGAUUCUUCUUCACGUUGUUCAAGGUCAGAUUGGAGCAGGAAACUACAGCUAUUUGAGACUAAAUCACGAGGGAAAGAUAGUACUUCAGAUGCGGAGUUUAAAAGGUGACGCAGACUUGUAUGUAUCUGAUACGACGCUUCACCCCAGCUUUGACGAGUAUGAGUUACAGUCUGUCACUUGCGGCCAAGAUGUUGUCUACGUACCCGCACACUUCCGCCGCCCAGUGGGAAUAGGGAUUUACGGUCAUCCCUCUCACCUGGAGAGCGAGUUUGAAAUGAAAGUGUACUACGAUCGAACAGUUGUACAGUAUCCGUUUGGCGAGGCUUCUUACAACCCUGAGGAGAUGGAGGCAAACCAGAAAUACUCACAGUCUACAGAAGAUGAAUCUCAGGAUGAGGAGUCUGUUUUCUGGACUAUACUUAUUGGAAUCUUGAAAUUAAUACUUGAAAUUCUUUUUUAAAUUGAUACACACUGGACUAAGUCAGACUUCAGCCUGUGAAAUUGAACACGAAUGACUUGCUGUAAUAUUUAAUACUCUCUGUUAUGUUUCCUGAAGAGGUAUUCAGGUUACUUUUCCUAAACCAGAAGGGAAGUGGGGGGAAAAAAGCCAUAUUUAAUUUUAUGUUGUAAAUCCUCCCCUACAUGUAAAAUGAGCAGCGAGCACAGUAUUUGCGGUGUUCUUCAGAGAUCAGGGCUUAAAAAUGAAUGUACAGUUGGGAUCUUGUUAAAUUCACUUUAAACAGGUGCUUAGGAAAAUCAACUCCAAUUCAGUAUUUUCUAUUGUUUUUUAUAAAGAAAAGUGAAAUAAACUGCUGCACUUCAGUGCCCCCUCUCCAUUUAGAGCAUAUUUAAAAAUAAAAUCUACUUCUUUUCUGA
Molecule: messenger RNA, 1178 nt
Organism: Gymnogyps californianus (California condor)
Lineage: Eukaryota; Metazoa; Chordata; Aves; Accipitriformes; Cathartidae
Gene: C3H6orf120
Product: chromosome 3 C6orf120 homolog
Exons: 2
Coding region: 205-762 (185 amino acids)
Source: RefSeq, a predicted model, not a curated record